Molecule: messenger RNA, 7784 nt
Organism: Labrus mixtus (cuckoo wrasse)
Lineage: Eukaryota; Metazoa; Chordata; Actinopteri; Labriformes; Labridae
Gene: rims2a
Product: regulating synaptic membrane exocytosis 2a
Exons: 34
Coding region: 237-5405 (1722 amino acids)
Biological process (GO): positive regulation of synaptic transmission; intracellular protein transport; regulation of membrane potential
Cellular component (GO): cytoskeleton of presynaptic active zone; presynaptic membrane
Molecular function (GO): transmembrane transporter binding; small GTPase binding
Source: RefSeq, a predicted model, not a curated record
CUCUCUGUCAUUGCAUCCAUUUUUGUGCAUUUAAGAAAUCUCCAAGAAUUACCAACCUGGAGGAAAGCGAGCUAACCACAGUGACAGAGGAGGGCUAAGGACUCCGGACAAAAACAAACCAGGACUGACCGGGUACCUUUUAUUUCAUCAUGCGAGUGAAGCCUCUCUAAAGGAUGCCAGCGAUGGGUUAGACAGGAUCUAACAUGACUGCAAAAUAAAAGCCACUGUGUGUAAAGAUGUCUGCUCCACACGGGCCCCGGGGCGGCCCUGGCCCUGCUGCUGCUGCUGCUGCUGCUGCUGCCUCAGCGGCCGGCGCCAUGCCGGAGAUGCCGGACCUCAGCCACCUCACCGAGGAUGAGAGGAAGAUCAUCCUCGGUGUCAUGGACCGACAGAAGAAGGAGGACGCGAAGGAACAGUCGAUGUUAAAGAUCAAAGAAGAACCAAAGCCUCAGCCUGCACAGUGGUUUAGUGGGAUCAGUGAGCUGGUAAAUAACGUCCUUCAACCACAGCAAAAGUCCCAAAAUGACAAGCAGCCAGAGCCAGACGCGAAGUUGCACCAGCAGUUUGAGUCAUAUAAGGACCAGGUUAAGAAGAUGGGAGAUGAGACAAAGCCGGUCCAGGACCAGAAGAGCGAAGCCCCGACUUGUGGAAUAUGCCACAAAACCAAGUUUGCCGAUGGCUGUGGCCACCUCUGUUCAUAUUGCCAAACCAAAUUCUGUGCUCGGUGCGGAGGACGAGUGUCUCUGCGGUCAAAUAAGGAGGACAAAGUGGUUAUGUGGGUAUGCAACUUGUGCCGAAAACAACAAGAAAUCCUCACCAAAUCGGGGGCAUGGUUUUAUGGCUCGGGGCCUGGUCAGGUGCGAGGUGUGUUUGAGGGUGGGCCGCAAGGGAAGAAGGCCAAACUGCAGGACCCGUCCCUGUACCCCUACCCGGGAGCCUCAGGGGACUUGACACCAGCGUCAGACAGAAGCAGACCUCACGGCGGGCACCUGCACAGACAGUCAUCCCUCGACAACGGCUCCGGGCCGAGGUACCUGGGACUAGACGGACCAAUAGACAGGAAACGAAGCCCAUCUGCAUCCAGGGAUCCAAACCAAAAAUACGACCAAAGGGAGGGGGGUGACCAUUCACAGUAUGCCCCGACGGACGGCAGUAUGCCCAGAUCACCGUCUGAUUAUGGGGAUGGGGACCCCCGGCGGGCUCCGCGGGGCCCACACAUGUACCCAGAUGUGGAUGCGGCACGAAUGGGCUACAGGGACCGGCGUGGUCCUGGACGCUGGCACUCCCAGGAAUACCCGCUGGACCAGGAGCUAGAUGGACCACCUAGUGAGUAUGACCUCCAGCGGCAGCGGCAGGAGGAAUUCCAGACUCGUUAUCGCAGUGACCCCAACCUUGCACGCUAUCCUGUUAAGCCGCAGCCCUAUGAGGAGCAGAUGAGGAUGCACGCUGAGGUUGGACGCCUGCGACAUGAACGCCGUCAUAGUGAUGUCUCCCUGGCCUAUACAGAACAGGAUGAACCAAGCCCCAUCCGGCUGUCUCGUCAGCAUCUCACUGAGCGCAGGCCGCCUAUGGUGGGACAGCGCUCCUACUCUGUUGACCGCUCCUCGUCUGGGCCCAUGGGUCCUGGCCUUGGAGGCCAUCGAACCUCUAAUCACAGCCCCCCCACGCCUCACCGUAGCCCUGUACUGGGUGACAGAUCAGGGGACCUGCGGAGAGGGGACCUGGGUGUAGGUGGAGAUCCAAUGAGGAGGCAGCAACACCACUUGGACCCUAGUUCAGCUGUUCGCAAGACAAAGAGGGAAAAGAUGGAGAGCAUGUUGAGGAACGAUUCCCUCAGCUCGGACCAGUCAGAGUCGGUGCGCCCACCACCCCCCAAGCCCCACAAAACCAAAAAGGGAGGAAAGAUGCGCCAGGUGUCGCUGAGCAGCUCGGAGGAGGAGCUGGCCACCACGCCAGAGUACACCAGCUGUGAGGACGUAGAGAUAGAGAGUGAGUCAGUCAGUGAGAAAGGGGACAGUCAAAGGGGAAAAAGAAAAACUAUUGAGCAAGCAUUUAUGUCCGAGCCGACACACACCUUAUCUGAGAGGCAAAAGAAAAUGGUGCGCUUUGGGGGCCACUCAUUUGAAGAGGACUUGGCAUGGUGUGAACCGCAGGUUAAAGACUCGGGAGUUGAUACGUGCAGUAGCACUACCCUAAACGAGGAGCAUAGCCAUAGUGAGAAGCACCCGGUGACGUGGCAGCCGUCCAAAGAUGGGGAUCGCCUAAUAGGGCGUAUUUUGCUCAAUAAGCGUAUGAAAGAUGGAAGUGUGCCUCGAGAUUCAGGAGCUCUGCUUGGUCUGAAGGUGGUUGGAGGCAAGAUGACAGAAUCUGGUAGACUAUGUGCUUUUAUCACUAAAGUGAGGAAAGGAAGUCUAGCAGACACUGUUGGACACCUCAGACCAGGUGACCAGGUGUUGGAGUGGAAUGGGAAGCUUUUACAAGGAGCCACAUUUAAAGAAGUUUACAAUAUCAUUCUAGAAUCCAAGCCUGAGCCACAGGUGGAACUAGUGGUGUCACGGCCUAUAGGAGAUAUUCCAAGGAUACCAGACAGCACACAUGCACAACUGGAAUCAAGUUCGAGUUCUUUUGAGUCUCAGAAGAUGGAUCGCCCAUCCAUCUCCGUCACGUCCCCCAUGAGUCCCAGCAUGCUGAGGGACGCCCCCCAGUACCUGUCAGGACAGCUCUCAAGCCAAAGCCUUAGUAGAAGAACAACGCCUUUUCCCCCUAGGGUUCAGGUCAAACUAUGGUAUGACAAAGUGGGCCAUCAGCUCAUAGUCACCAUCUUGGGCGCCAAAGACCUGCCUUCUAGGGAAGAUGGCCGGCCCAGGAACCCUUACGUCAAAAUAUAUUUCCUCCCUGAUAGAAGCGACAAAAGCAAGAGGAGAACAAAAACGGUAAAGAAAUCCUUAGAGCCCAAAUGGAACCAGACCUUUAUGUACUCGCCUGUGCACCGGCGAGAGUUCCGAGAGCGCAUGCUGGAGAUCACAUUGUGGGACCAAGCCAGGGUGAGGGAGGAGGAGAGCGAAUUCCUAGGAGAGAUCCUUAUCGAGCUGGAGACAGCUCUUUUGGACGAUGAGCCACACUGGUACAAGCUUCAAACUCAUGAUGUGUCCUCCAUCCCGCUACCACGUGCCUCCCCAAACACACAACGCAGGCAGCUCCACGGAGAGAGUCCAACACGACGGCUGCAGAACAAAGGCUCAUAUUCGCACAACUCAGGAUCCCAGAGGAUAAGUGAUAGUGAGAUCUCAGACUACGAUUGUGAAGACGGUGUUGGGGUAAUAACAGAUUACAGGCCAAAUGGCAGAGACUUCCAAAGCUCCACGUUGUCGGUCCCUGAGCAGGUGAUGUCGUCUAAUCACUGUUCUCGGUCAGCUGAUAUCAACCGGGCGCGAUCGCGCUCUCCCAGCGUCCCCCCACCCUCCAGCAGAAGUCUGGACCCAGCCUUUGACCUUAGGCCUUCUCAGUACAGCUCCUCCACUAGAGUGGACCACCACAGUGUGUCUGAAGAUAACUACUCACCUGACAGCCGCAACCAUCGUGUGUACCCAAUCUGCCGAGAGGAAGCAGUCAGGUUACUGCGUUCUACUAGGAUGUCCCGUGCCUAUUCAGAGGGCGCCUACUCCUCCGACUAUGAAUACGAGAGGAACCACGGAGCCAUGGAUAGACACGAGUAUCACAGCAGGUCCCGCUCUGCAGACCAGCGACCCACUAUAGAGCGCCCCACCUCCCGCUCACGCUCCACUGAACGCCCCCACGACUCUUCGCUCAUGAGGUCCAUGCCGUCCCUGCCAUCUGGGAGAUCUGCCCCCCCCUCACCUGCCUUGACGAGGGCGCAUCCUCGUAGUGGAUCGGUACAAACAAGUCCCUCCAGUACCCCCAUGUCCAACAGACGAGGACGGCAACUCCCCCAGCUUCCACCCACGGGAAAAGAGAGAAGUAUGGACAUGGAGGAGAGGACCAGGCAGAUGAAACUAAAGAUGAACAAGUACAAACAGGGAGCAGGCUCUGACUCCAGACUGGAGCAGGACUACCACAAGCGUUCAGGCAGAGAUCCACGGGGCUCAGAUAACCUGUCGGCCAAGUCAUCGGACAGUGAUGUAAGCGACGUGUCCGCUGUGUCGAGAACCAGUAGUGCCUCUCGGUUCAGCAGCACGAGCUACAUGUCUGUCCAAUCAGAAAGGCCGCAAGGGAACCGAAAGAUACGCCAGUUGCGAUCAAGAAGCCAUUCUCGGGAGGGGGAUGAGCAAUUAGGAGAAGUGCUAGAGGAGGAGGAGGCGGGUGGGGGAUGUCGAGAGGAUGGGAGAAGGGCCAGUAAAGAGAGGAGAUCACAGGGAGAGAGGAAGGGUUUAGGGGGAAAGGUAGACACAGACAAGGAGCAUCAGGAGGAUUUGGCUGAGAAAGAAGACGACUUACAGCAAAGGAGUAUCUCAGAGACUGACCUCAGGCAAAUGGGCUCGUCAGGCGGGUUGAACAUGACCAAGAGCACAAGCAUCAGCGGUGACAUGUGUAACCUGGAGAAGACAGAUGGAAGCCAGUCUGACACUGCAGUUGGCACGGUAGGCACUGAUGACAAGAAGAGGCGCUCCAGCAUUGGUGCCAAAAUGCAGGCCAUGGUUGGCAUGUCACGCAAGAGCCGGAGCACCUCUCAGCUUAGCCAAACAGAAGCGGGAGGCAAAAAGUUACGCAGCACGAUUCAGAGGAGUACAGAGACGGGCCUAGCAGUCGAGAUGAGGAGCAGGAUGACUCGGCAGGCCAGCCGGGAGUCCACCGAUGGCAGCAUGAACAGCUACAGCUCUGAGGGAAAUCUCAUCUUCCCUGGUGUGAGGCUUUCCUCAGAUGCCCAAUUCAGCGACUUCCUUGAUGGUCUUGGCCCCGCCCAGCUGGUUGGACGACAAACGUUAGCUACUCCACCUAUGGGUGAUAUCCAAAUUGGUAUGGUGGACAAGAAAGGAGCACUGGAGGUCGAGAUUAUCAGAGCCCGUGGCCUUGUGGGAAAACCAGGUUCGAAGGCACUGCCAGCACCAUAUGUAAAGGUCUACCUUUUAGAAAAUGGAGUCUGCAUAGCCAAAAAGAAAACAAAAGUAGCAAGAAAAACCUUGGAUCCUCUUUACCAGCAGCAACUGCCGUUUGAAGAGAGUCCAGGGGGAAAGGUUUUACAGGUCAUUGUUUGGGGAGACUAUGGACGUAUGGACCAUAAAUCAUUCAUGGGAGCAGUUCAGAUACUGUUAGAUGAGCUGGACCUGUCCAAUAUGGUGAUUGGCUGGUUUAAGCUCUUUCCUCCUUCCUCACUGGUGGACCCUACUCUGGCACCACUGACAAGAAGAGCUUCCCAAUCCUCACUGGACAGUUUCUCUCGAUCAUAGCAGCGUGUGGACUUAUAGCGUUGUUGUAGCAGCCAGUGUUGCAAUUACAGGUCACGCCCCCGGUUACACUGCAUGCUUGAUGUUGUGUCUUCUGAGCCUGUUUCUAGGGGUGCAAAUGUGAUCCUGUGUUUUAAGCAAAAACGUUGCGCACAUUGUGCACGUGGCGAAAUGUAUUGCAAGGGCCUGGCAGCCUGGAUUGCCAGGUGUUGUUGUUGAUGUUUGGAGGAAGCUGGAAUGAACUCCUUAGCACGAGGAAUCCAUCAGUUCCAGGUUUUCAUCCAAUUCGAAGCCAUGGGGGUCAGUACUGGGAACUGUCAAAUGAGUUCUACAGAAGCCCUUUUCGAAUGAAAAAAAAAUCCUCUAAUUCUUUUUUUGUUUUGUUUUCAUUUAUUAUUAUUUUUUUUAAUUUUCUGUUAAUGUCAAUGUACUUGUAUCUGAAGGGGCUGACAGUGUUUCUAAACAGCUGCUUGGUCAUGCCACGCCAACAGACCUAGCUGUGUAAAUGGAGUUUUGGAGACAUCACUUUUUGGGUGAGGUGUGUCCUAGCUUGUAUCCACGCUCCCACCAACCCCAAGAGAAAUGCCCCAAAUACUCUAAGUUUAUGUAUUGAGUCAACCUGCAGUGGUAAAUCACCAGAGAGACUUCAAAGGUAAUCAGAGGCGAUAAUGAAGUGGCUGCCAUCGAACCACCAGAAAAUACAGUAAUGAACCAAACCCCAUGAAAAAUGUACAAUCUACCAUCAUUCUUUCUCUGUUGAUAUAUUGUAUGAAAAUUAAAUGAGAAAAGAUAUUUUUUUCUAUUUAGUUCAUUUGCAUGGACACAAAUUUAGCUGAAUAAAAAAAAAGAUAACUUAUUUUCUUGAGGCUGCAACUUGCAAAAAAAGAUGAAGAAAAAUGAAUAAAACAGAUCAGCCAUUUUCAACAAUUUAUAUUAUUUUUAAAGAUAAAUUUCACUAGUGCAUGGUUUUCAAGGGGAGUGAAUGCAACAUCGUGAUUUAAAAAGACAUUCUUUAUCAUUCUUUAGACCAUUCAUGAGUCUGUCUUUUAUAGACAUGCAGAUAAGAGAAACUUUAAGGAAACCUUUCGAGUUAUUUAACAGAAAACGUUUAUGUGACAAAAAGUAAUAAUGAAAAUAAAUGUAAAUGAUUUAUUUCAUUGUAAAAGGCUCAUGCCUUGUUAAGAUAAACAUUAUGUGCAAAUUGUACAUGUUUCUCUUCUUCUUCCUUGUCCCUGGGUACUUUUCAUUGUACUUUUCAUUGCUACCAUUGUUCAGUUCCCCAAUAUUGUCCAGAUUUUAGGACUGUUAAUUAUUUUACAGUUCUGUAUUGUUUCAGUAUGUAUUUAAUUUUGGAUUUGAUUUGUUUAACAAGCAUGUUGAAAAGGAUUUUCUGCAACAUGGCUUGGGCACACCUUACAGUAACUCAGCAUGUUUUGAUAAAGAUGAUAUUUGGAAUUUUUGCAGUUUCUUGUACAGUGCAUGUCAACUUCAUUACUUUUCUCCCUCACUUUAAAUUGAACUCUACAGCAAGUUAGUUCCUGGUCGUCCAUGGCCAAAUAUUGAAGUUUUAACAAAAACAUUCCACCCCCAAGGUCAUAUUUUCUUUCAUCUUUUUUGAGAAAAAAAGUGACAAGGAAAACAUUUUAUAUUCAAUGGAGGUUGACAAAACAGUUGUGAUUGCAAGUGUAUUUUAUUUCAGUAUUGUUGACAAACAUGCAAAAAUAAUCUGUACUGGUACAGCAAGAGGUCUUAACAUAAUCAAGAGUCAGCAACCAUGCAAGAUGUAUGUAUGGUUCAAUUUUACAGGCACUGUUUGUGAAGAUGAGCUAAUCACAAGUUCAAAUAACAAGGGAUAUUGCCACAGAAAAUGUUUUUUUCUUGUUUUAAUGAAAAUGAAAUUAAUUUACUAUAUUUUUGUUAGUUUUAUUUAAAAGCCAAGACCCGUUUAUAUUUUAUUUUAUAUUUUUAGUAAUUAUAAAUACUUCUCAUGUCUGGGAAGUAUGUUGCAGUAUGUCUGAAUGAAAUUGAACUGAGGCAUUAUUCCUUUUCCAUAUUACAAAAAAUGUUUUAAUGUCCAAGAAAACCUUGUGGCUGUAAAAAGCCACAGUAUAUAUUUUAAUUUAUUUUCAUUGUAAAUACCUUUAGAUGUCAGAAUUUGAAUAAACAAGCUACCAUGAAUAGAUUGAUGAUUAUUUUGGAACAGGAAAAAUGCCUCUUGAUGACGAAGACAUAUGUUUAUUAUCCUUUUGAAUGCCUUUUAAUUUUCUCUUUUUGGUGCAAUGUGUUAAUGCCAAGGCUAUGUCUUGGUUAAGUAUGGUUGAGUACAGAGAUUUAUGUAAGUUAUUUUUCAAAUUAAAAAUAAAAAAAUUGAUAUUACACUUA